CUGCGAGUGCAAAAUGCAUCCUGGGAUUUAUAGCGGGAGCAAGCACACACGAGCCACCUCCGAUGCAUGCUCGGUGAAACGGCGAUAUCGAGCACGCAUCCAGAACACUUCCGGGUUUUACGACAGUACUCGCUUGAUGCGUGCUUCGAAUUGGAACAGUGCUCGGGCAACGACUGAUGACGUUUCACGAGUCCACGAGCACACGAGCACGCACAAGUACGCGAAUUGAGAAACGGCUUCAGUGUCACACUGCCAUCACUACCGGCUACUGUUCCCGGGGGCUUGGUUGGGAAUCGCUUUUGACCGUUGACUGUUCUACAUGACUUGAACGCAGCCUUGUUGUUUUACUCCGCACUGUUUGUCCCAACUCAACUUCCGUUGCAAAAUACGGAAGAGCGGGCAUACCGUCCUAACAUGGCUAAUAACGCUGGUUCUCUUUCUACAUGACACUGACCUGCGGAGGUUCGAGGAGCAGGGAGAGCUGAUGCAGCCGGUCGUGUUCUCGCUGCUCGUCCUGCUGUCUGUAAUGCUGUACUUCACCGUCUCUCUGAUGGACCCAGGGUUCAUCCUCACCGAAACUGUCCAGGGACCGCUUGGGGCCAGUGAGGACCAGGAGGCCAUGCUCCCCCAGGCCGCCACUCCCCGCCUGCGACGCUGCGGAUACUGCCUGCUGCAGCAGCCAAUGAGAGCGAGGCAUUGCAAGGCGUGUCAGAGGUGUGUGCGUAAGUUCGACCACCACUGCCCCUGGAUAGAGAACUGUGUCGGGGAGCAGAACCAUCGCUGGUUCCUCCUCUACCUGCUGGUCCAGCUGGGAGCUCUGACCUGGGCCUUCCACCUCGCUCUGUCAGGGCUGAGCUGGUCCCAGGUGGGGUGGGGUCCGUGGUUGAGGACUCACGGUGUGCUGCUGGGGUGCGUGGCCGUGACAGGGGUGUUCAGCAUGGUGGUGCUGGUUUUGUUGGGCUGCCACCUCUACCUGGCCUCCACCAACACCACCACCUGGGAGUUCAUGUCCCGCCCGCGCAUCGCCUACCUGAGGAGCUGGGGCGACGGGGAGGACAACCCCUUCGACCGUGGCCUCCUUUGCAACCUCUGGGACUUCUUCUGCGUCUGCCGCACCGUGGCCUGGGACCGGGUCUACCAGCGGGCCCACCGCGACCACAUAUGACGUAAUCUUCACUUACAGCACCGCCAUGGAGCUCAGCACGAACCACGCUCGGAAUCACCACAGGACAUGCUGGGCUGGACUUGUAUGCGUGGUGGGCUGUACCGAUGGCAAUGUUUUUGGUCGUGGUCAGUGUUCUGUUGGAUUCAUCCAAGGAGCAGCCAUGGUGGCCACCAGAUUCAGUUAAGAUGAGGGGACUCUCUGUUCCAAUGGAGACCUUCAAACAAGCUCUACUUCUAAUGCUGCACGUAAUGUGAGUUCCUAAUAAUGUUUCAUCAUUCUUAGAAGUUUCCAGGGGGAGGGGCCUCACCCCUAACCCUACUAUCCCGCUAACACUACUAAUCCCUAAAUGUACCCCUAACCCUAACCCUUUUACUAAUGACACUAACGCUACUAAACCCCAUACCAGUUUAAAUGUGUAGGCAUCAAAAACAAAUGUUGAUUGAUCAAUGUUGUUAUUCCGAUGUCUCCUCUCCAUAUCCCCAUAACUCAACCUGUGUCACUGUGACCAAUUUCAAGAACUGUAACACUUUUGUAACCUUUUAUUUAUACUGUUAUUUAGUCUGUUUAAUCAGGACACAUUAAAAUAUGAAUAAUACAUAUUUAUAUUUUAUUUAUAUAUUUAUUUAUUUGUAUUUAUAGGAGUUGACUGUACAAGAACUCUAGCAUUCAUCCUCUAUUUACACAGAAUAUUAUCAGCCUUUCUUCUCUGCUAGCUGUUGGUCCCUUGUUCAGGGGUACACUUUAAUCGACGCCCCCCGCCCCCCCAACAGGAAGUUAACACACCCUCUGUUAAAGUAUUAGGAAGUCGUUUUAAAUGCUGACAUCAUCUUAAUUUAGUCCUCAUAAAGAAAUAUUGGUUGCUGCUAUGGCUACUCUUCUAUGGCUUGUGUUUAUAUAAUACUAGUAGUUAUAUAAUACUAUAUCAUACUUUAUUUGGCCUACUUUAGCACAGUUCCAUGCAUCAAGAAUGAAUAAUACUGCAACAAAAACAAUGUUAGUGCAAAUAUUUGAGCUCCACUUGACACAUACAUAUUAUAUCCAUCCUAUAUUAUAUAUAUAAUCCAUAUCUUUAAAAAGGCUUGUGUUCAGAAAAGGGUUGUUCUGUUGGGUCAAGGCAGUGGACACGGUGUCACAGUGAUGCAUAGUAUCAUCAGAAAAUAAAACUGGUAAAUAAAUAUGUCUCCCAAAUAAAGCUCUGUUAAUCCCCCAAAAUAAAAUAUUGUUGAUGCCCCAAUUAAAGUACUGUAAAUCUCCCAACUCAAGUGCUGUUCAUCCCCCAAAUAAAAUACUGUUUAUCCUAAUGAUAUUUAAA
This is a messenger RNA of Gadus chalcogrammus (walleye pollock), 2477 nucleotides long. RefSeq names its product palmitoyltransferase ZDHHC12-B-like. Gene Ontology annotation, molecular function: protein-cysteine S-palmitoyltransferase activity. The record is from RefSeq and is a predicted model, not a curated record. NCBI's taxonomy places the organism in Eukaryota, Metazoa, Chordata, Actinopteri, Gadiformes, Gadidae. Gene Ontology annotation, biological process: protein targeting to membrane; peptidyl-L-cysteine S-palmitoylation. The transcript is spliced from 6 exons. The coding region runs from base 485 to 1165 and encodes 226 amino acids. Gene Ontology annotation, cellular component: Golgi apparatus; endoplasmic reticulum.